AUGCCCAGACGUCCAUCUCGCGCCACCCACAAACCCAAAGUCGGCACCACUCCCCGCAAAAUGACCACAGGCGAGAAAACCAAGGUAUUCUUGUAUUUUAUGCGUUUGCGUGUCAAUGCCGAUGUCGAUGAGGUGAAGAAAUUCUUGAACACCGUGUUUCGCGGCGAGGAGAAAUUCGUGCUCAUCGAUCAUAACCUCUCCGUUCCCUACUUCUUUCUCUAUAUCAUUCAUAACGAGGCCGCCAUUUGGCUUUCCCAAAAUACCACGUUUGAUUCUGACGGCGUCGCCAGGCUCCUUGAACUUCGUGCCCUCAAUGCCGAUCUUUCGAAGACUUACUGA
This is a messenger RNA of Caenorhabditis bovis, 339 nucleotides long. The record is from the annotation of a GenBank genome assembly. NCBI's taxonomy places the organism in Eukaryota, Metazoa, Nematoda, Chromadorea, Rhabditida, Rhabditidae.